This is a messenger RNA of Tetrahymena thermophila SB210, 953 nucleotides long. RefSeq names its product cyclic nucleotide-binding domain protein. Gene Ontology annotation, cellular component: cytosol; nucleus; perinuclear region of cytoplasm. Gene Ontology annotation, molecular function: GTPase activator activity; small GTPase binding. Lineage: Eukaryota; Ciliophora; Oligohymenophorea; Hymenostomatida; Tetrahymenidae. Gene Ontology annotation, biological process: nucleocytoplasmic transport; activation of GTPase activity. The annotation marks the transcript as partial. The record is from RefSeq and is a predicted model, not a curated record. The transcript has 11 exons.
AUGCUAAAUUUGAAAUAAUAUACACAUAGAAAUUAAAUUGGUGAUGAAGGUGCAUCAGGCUUAGGUUCUGGUUUAGCAAAUUGCAUUAAUCUCUCAAAUUUGAAACUUUACCUUCCUUACCAUUAUAUUGGUGAUGAAGGUGCAUCAGGCUUAGGUUCUGGUUUAGCAAAUUGCAUUAAUCUCUCAAAUUUGACACUUGAGCUUUGGGGAAAUUAAAUUGGUGAUGAAGGUGCAUCAGGCUUAGGUUCUGGUUUAGCAAAUUGCAUUAAUCUCUCAAAUUUGACACUUGGUCUUGUUGAAAAUAAAAUUGGUACAAAGGGUGCAUCAGACUUAGGUUCUGGUUUAGCAAAUUGCAUUAAUCUCUCAAAUUUGACACUUUACCUUGCGUGUAAUUUAAUUGGUGAUGAAGGUGCAUCAGGCUUAGGUUCUGGUUUAGCAAAUUGCAUUAAUCUCUCAAAUUUGACACUUAGCAUUUAUGAAAAUAAAAUUGGUACAAAGGGUGCAUCAGGCUUAGGUUAUGGUUUAGCAAAUAGCAUUAAUCUAUCAAAUUUGACACUUGAUCUUCGUUAAAAACAGUUUAUUUAAUUUGGAUUUGAAAAUAAAAUUCGUACAAAGGGUGGAUCAGACUUAGGUUCUGGUUUAGCAAAUAUUAUUAAUCUCUCAAAUUUGACACUUAGCAUUUAUUACAAUUAAAUUCGUGAUGAAGGAGCAUCAGGUUUAGGUUCUGGUUUAGCAAAUUGCAUUAAUCUCUCAAAUUUGACACUUCACCUUUUUAGAAAUUAAAUUGGUGAUGAAGGUGCAUCAGGCUUAGGUUCAGGUUUAGCAAAUUGCAUUAAUCUCUCAAAUUUGACACUUCACCUUUUUGAAAAUAAAAUUGGUACAAAGGGUGCAUCAGGCUUAGGUUCUGGUUUAGCAAAUAUCAUUAAUCUCUCAAAUUUGACACUUAUUCUUGG